Neopsephotus bourkii (Bourke's parrot) is the source of this 2556-nucleotide messenger RNA. RefSeq names its product elongin BC and polycomb repressive complex 2 associated protein (gene EPOP). Bases 366 to 2504 code for a protein of 712 amino acids. The record is from RefSeq and is a predicted model, not a curated record. The transcript is spliced from 2 exons. Lineage: Eukaryota; Metazoa; Chordata; Aves; Psittaciformes; Psittacidae.
AUUUGGGAAGGCGCAGCAACGGCUCGUAAAACCCUACGUGGAAAUAAAAAAAACCCCAGCAAAACCGCGGAAACAAAGCGGAGGCACCCGCGCAGCCGUCACCUCGAAAUACAGCCGAAAGAGGGGAAGACGAGGAGUCGAGCCCCGGUGCAGGCGGAGGAACUGGGUGUUCGGAAGAUGUUGCAACCCAUUGACUGGAGCGUUUGAAAGGGAGAUCGACUGCUUCGGCUUUUAUUUCCACCACCCCCCUCGCCCCCCCUACCUCUGGCGAGGGGUAGGGAUGUGUGUGAUCAGGGAGUGGAAACAAAUAUGUCCUUAUUUUCAAUGCCCCCUUUGAAAGAGACAAAGUAAAUGCUCCUUGCAAAAUGUUCCUGACCUGCGAAGGGACCUUCGGAAUUGUUCCAGCCACCAUGGAUUACAAUGGGGAAGCCAGGCCGGGGGAUUUUCAUGCCGGCUAUCAAGAAAUCGAAGGGAUAAACUUGGGAUACUUACAGAUCAAUGGCACCCAGAUGUUUGCUUUGGCCCAGGUCCUCAGCGACCUGUUUAAGGAUAUCCCCAGGACCACCAUCAGCAAGAAGAUGGAAACCUUAAAGAUCAAGAGCCGACGCUGCGAUCUCAAGGAGCUCCGGACCCUCAAAGCCAUCAACUCCGUGCCCACCCGCGCCGUGAAAUGCUCGCUCAUCUCCAAGGCGGACCUGGAGGCUCUCUGCACCUCCUGCAAGAGCCUCGGCCCGCGGAGGAGGAAGAGGAAAAGGAAGAGCAAGAGGAGGGAGCAGCUGCUGCUGCCGGCCCCGGGGGGGCUCUUCCCCUGCCCCCGGCCCCCGCUGCUGCCGCCCUGCAGAGCCGGGGGCUGCUGCGCCCUUUCGGCCCCAGCCCCGCUGCUGCCGCAGCCCUUCCACCGGACCCUCCCCGCCGGCGAGGAGCCCCCCCGGGGCCGCCGGAGCUGCGGGCUGGCGGGCCGGGCCGGGGGGCUCUUUGCCGGGGUCCUGCCCAGCUGCCCCCGAGCCCUGGCGCGGCUUCCCCCCACCUCUGCGCCCCCCCCUGCGCCCCCCGCCCAGCGCAAGCGGGGACCCUGCUGCGCAGAGCGGCUCUUCCCGGCUGGUGGGGGUCCCGCAGCCCCCGGGAAAGGCCGUUCCGCCGCUUUCCCCGGUUCCAAGCGGCAGGGAACCUCCGCCGGUUACUCCAGCGACUCAGAUUCCAGCCUGGACUUCGGCGGGUCCAGCCCCGCCACCUCCAGCGACUCGUCGGAAGAGGAGGAGGAGGAGGAGGAAGAAGAGGAGGAGGAGGAGGAAGGGGACAGCUCGUGCAGCAGCGAGGAAGGCAGCUCCUCGGAGUCGGAGAGCAGCUCGCUGUGCAGCGGGGACUCGGUGCAGAGCACCCGGUACAGGCAGGCGGCUCUGCCGCGCUUCCCAACGCAGCCCCCCCGGGAGCCCUUGGGCGAGGAGCGCCCCGUGGAGCCCCCUCUCCCCGGAGCGGGCAAAGCGCUGCGGCCUGACCCCGGCCUCCUCUUCCUCUCGCAGCAGCUCUGGGCCAGGACUUUGCGAGCAUCAACUUUGGAAAGUUUAAGCCCGGCUGCAGCCCUGGGCUCGGGGGCCCAGCCGGAGCUGUACGCAAAGCAGGAGGCCUCCCCUUCCUCCUCCUCCUUCUCUUCCAUCUCCUCCUCCUCCUCCUCCCCCCCUCCCUCCCCGAGCAGCACCCCUGGGGGGGAUCCGCAACAAAAGGAGGGAGGCUUUGGGGAUGCGGAGCCCUGCGCCAAAGGGGAGGAUUUGCACAAAGAUGCCUCGAACAAUGGAGCCUCGUUAGGCCCCGGUGAGCAGGCGGAGCGGCCAAGCGGAGCUUUACCCGGGAGAGAGCCUGCCCCGGAGCCGGCCCCGGCCUCGGUACCGGAGCUGGCGGGGGGGUCCGCCCCGGUGCCCCCCGGGGAUGGGGGGGAGCCCCGUCGGGAGCACUUCGACCGGCUGAUCCGGCAGUCCAAGCUGUGGUGUUACGCCAAAGGCUUCAACCUGGACGGGAAAAGUUUGCGGCAGGGCGGGAGGCCGGAGCCCGGCAGAGCUGCAGAGCUCCCCCCCACCGGCUGCAAACGGCCCGGGAGCCCCGGCGCCCCGGGGAACCGGGUUGCGAGGGGCAGCGGAGCGGAGGGGAGCGGCAAACGCAGCCGCCCUGCCCGAGGCACCGGCGGGGAGAGGCAACGGGGCUCCGCCAAGGGGGGGGCACGGAAGGCUCCGCGGAGGAACUCCAGGAAGGGAAACGCUCCUUGCAAACGCCUCGGCAACGCCGGGCCGGCCCCGCCUCGGAAUUCCUUCAGCCUCAUGGGCAACUUCCCUUGUAUUCCCUCCUUGGUCGUGGGGGAAGAUGGGGACUUGUGUCCUGCCUCUUCCCUGGGGGGCAAAAACUCUUGGGCUCUCUCCAAAACUCACCCGCUGUGGAGCUGGCACUUGGGGGGCAACGCCAUUCCCGUGCCCCCCAGCCUCAAGUUCCGGGGCUGUAGCUUGGAGGAUCUCUAAGGACAGCGCCCGGCCCGGAGGAAAGGUUAACGGGCAAGAGAGGAAAGCGGUG